Molecule: messenger RNA, 3433 nt
Organism: Amyelois transitella
Lineage: Eukaryota; Metazoa; Arthropoda; Insecta; Lepidoptera; Pyralidae
Gene: Tsf2
Product: transferrin 2
Exons: 16
Coding region: 142-2709 (855 amino acids)
Biological process (GO): iron ion transport
Cellular component (GO): plasma membrane; recycling endosome; early endosome
Source: RefSeq, a predicted model, not a curated record
UCAAAAUAGAGUUUAUUUAGUUUGGUUUGGUUGGUUUUUGGGGCGUUUACCGAUCAACCGAUAAAUUUUUUGUUUCGCUAAACUUUACAUAAAUAAUGACUAAAUCUUUUUAAUUCUCAUUAAUAUCAUUAAAAACUCAAGAUGAAAGCAACUCAAAUAGUUUUGAUCUCCUCUAUUCUAGUUGCUAACGUAGCCGCUAGGUUUGGGUCUGAAGCUGUUAUAAAUACCUUCAAAGGAUAUGUGCCAGUGGAAGGGCAGGAGAUUCUGACAUGGUGUACAACAUCCCUAUUGGAGCAAGAGAAAUGUGAAAAGCUAAUGAAGAUUAUGAUGCUUGAUAAGGGAUUGUUUGGGGAAGAAUACAUAGAGUUGAGAUGCAAAAGAGCAUUUGAUGUAGAAGAAUGUAUGUCCAUGGUGGACCAGGGACAAGCUUCAUUGCUGGCACUUGACGCUGGAGAGGUCUACGUAGCUGGCCGGUAUCACUCUCUGGUGCCCAUAGCUCAGGAGUUGUAUGGCCAAGGAGAACCUUACCAAUACUCUGUGGCGGUAGUCAAGAAAGGAAGUCUUCCAUCUGUUCAACCUGGAGCAGGUCUACAUGGAUUGCGAGGGGCAAAGGCCUGUUUCCCAGGAGUUGGGUCCCUGGCUGGAUGGGUCAUGCCUAUACACAUUUUGAUGCAAGAAGGUGGUCUCAAGAUAACGGAUUGCAACAACCAUGUGAAAUCGGCGACGAAUUUCUUUGGAGAAUCGUGCGCACCGAACUCGCUCAAAGACAUAUACAAUCCCAUUGGUGAUAACUCUGAUAAGCUAUGUAAGCUAUGCACCGGCGGGCCAGGCAUUCGAUGCACGUUACGAGAUCCCUACGCCGGGUACGAAGGAGCCCUGAAAUGCCUCAUCGCCAACGGCACCGGCGACAUAGCGUUCGUGAGAGACACCACUAUACAGCACGCGUUGCUGUCGAACAAGAUUUUGGGAGGUGUAACCGAGGAUCAGUUCGAGCUGAUCUGCCGCGACGGGUCCCGGCGCGGGCUGCGCGCGCACGCGCGCUGCCACUGGGGCCGCGUGCCCGCCGACGCCGUCGUCACCUCCAGCGCCGCCGCCGCCGCCACCCGCCGCCGCUUCCAAAACAUCCUGAAGAAGAUAGUGGAGCUGUACGGAGAUCCGAACCCUCUAAACCUGGCGGUGAACAUGAGCGAAGUCACUCAACAAAGGGAUGCAUUCGGCAACCCUGUGUAUUCUAGUACUGCAUCUCCCAGAUAUCCGUACGACCAAUAUAAUAGGAACAGUUUUAGUAAUCAAGAUGAUGAUUAUAAUGGCAUAUCGACCACGCCGCCUCCGUUCAAAGUGCGUUACGACGCGGCCGGGCGUCCGAUUGAGCUGCCAUUCCACCUCUUUCAGUCCAACGGAACUACGGACUUGCUGCUACAAGACUCAACAAUAAACUUCCGCAUACUGGAAGAGGACGACCAGACCGCCAGCCACAUACUCCGCAACGAGUUCGUCGGCGACCAAGCUGAGAAGGCGGUCAUGGGGAUCAUGGACUGUCCCGUGAAGAGAGCGGUGCUCUGUGUCACCAGCGACCCGGAGAUGGACAAGUGUGUCAAGAUGAGGGUGGCUCUGAAAGCAGCGUUCCUGUCGCCCACGCUGGUGUGCUGGCGCGGGCACAGCACGCGGCACUGCGAGCGCGCCGUGGCGGACGGCGCGGCGGACUUCGCGGUGCUCGACUCGGCCGACAUGCUGCACGCCGCUUAUAAACACCGUCUCGUGCCUUUUAUGCAACAAAUAUACUCAUCGGGCAACAGCUGGUACUACGCCGUCGCAGUUGCCAAGGAACAGGAUCCUGAUACGGACCUCACGUACUUACGCGGCAAGAACACGUGUCACACCGGCAUCGGCAUGGCGGCCGGGUGGGUCUACCCGUUGGCGUAUCUCAUCUCUAACGGGUGGAUAAGACCGUACGGCACGGACGGCGCGCACGCGGCCGCGUCGUACUUCAGCAAGUCGUGCGCGCCCGGCGCGCUCAGCUCCGAGUUCGUGGACGCGGGCAGCGUGCCGCACGACAACCUGUGCCACCUGUGUCACGGGGGCUCCUUCCGCCGCUGCCGCCGCGACGCCAGCGAAGACUACUACGGCCACAUAGGCGCCGUCCGCUGUAUGGUGGAAGGCGGUGGAGACGUGGCUUUUGUCAGACAUUCCGCACCAGCUGAGGCCUCUGGCGGGAGAAGGAGAGAGUGGUGGGCGAGAGACUUGCUGGCUGAUGACUUGCAGUUAUUAUGUCCUGAUGGUACCCGGGCCAAAACGCACGAGUACAAAAACUGCAAUCUUGGCAAAGUUCCGGGGGCAGUGCUGAUGGGUCGCCCCAACCACACGGAGUUGGACACGUACUCCAAUCUGAUGGUGUAUGCGCAACAGUUGUAUGGCGCCAUCACUUCUGAUGACUUCAGCUUCAGCAUGUUCUACUCCCCACCGCCGUACUCCGACCUCAUAUUCGACGACGCCGCAGUCCGCCUAAAGCCGCUCUCACACCGACAGCGUUCAGCGGAAUUCGUCGCCGGGAAAGCGUUACUCAGAGCCGCUCGAAUAGUCUCCAGCGACGCCCCUCAAGCGGCUUACUAUAUCGCGUCUGAUCCAGACUUCUUGUCCCACGCGUACAGAGUAGGAUUCGUCGGCGAAUUAAUCGCGUUCGCAGUUUUUGUCGUCGCUUUGUUGCGGUAAAUGUGCUUUUAUAACUUUGAGAGUACGUUAAAGGAAAAUAACGGCAGAUGACACUUAUGCUGAGGGUCGACCGCCAUGCCUCGUCUCUAGUUCUGUAUGUAUGAUUAAAUAGAAAAUAUUUGCAAAUCAACUUGUGUGCCGUAUUGUACCGUACCCAAUUGUGGAAAACUGUUACGUACUGUUGUAAUAUAUUCCUGCAAUGACUUUUAGGAGUUACUAUUUUACUCUCUAAAUAAAUCUGUAUUUCUUAUUACAAUCUGAUAUUAUGCUGCAACUUUGAAUCUCGUCUCUAUGUGGCUUUUAUUAUUACAUUUUUUGUGUUUGUUUUCUAGUAUUUUUUUAUUGUGUAGCUACUAUAGCUAUAAUUGUAUUCUAAUUCUAUAUUGUAGUAAUUUUAUUUUUACGCGCGUAGGACUUUUAAGCUAAAUCACCAUAAUAUAGUUUUUACUUUUUUGAGAAAAGUAUUUUAAUUUAAAUUUCUGAAUAAUAGUUUAUAAGGAUUAUUUUAAUAUUUUUUUAUACUUCAUUUAUUUUGCAAUAUAACUUUUUGAUAUUAUUUUUAAAUUUAUAAUUUAUAUUUCUUAUAAAUAUACUUUUUUACUAGCUUUAAGCAUCAAUAUAAUUGUUCAAUUUAAUAUACAAUUUCAAUCAAUGUUUUUUAUGUAUAAUAGUGCCUUUUAUAUAGUUUAAACCAAAUCCGUCCACAAUGUACCUAGACUGAAUA